This is a messenger RNA of Amphibalanus amphitrite, 3396 nucleotides long. RefSeq lists its product as uncharacterized. The record is from RefSeq and is a predicted model, not a curated record. Bases 10 to 3396 code for a protein of 1128 amino acids. Lineage: Eukaryota; Metazoa; Arthropoda; Thecostraca; Balanomorpha; Balanidae. The transcript is spliced from 21 exons.
CACCGCGCGAUGACGCCCGCGCGGCGCUCGCCGUCCGCGCUGAUGACGAUGGCGCCGCUGGUACUGGUCGCCCUCCUGAUCCUCGGCGUGACGCUGCCUCACGUCAAUGGCGAAUGCUCCUUCAACUUCAAUGACUGCAUGGAGCUUUACCAGCUGGAAAUAAAUAACAGCGACAUUUAUAUUGUCGGCAGCGACACUGUCUUCAACAGGGUGUACUGUUACAACAACGCCACAGCCUCUGAGGGAGGCGGUUGGACCGGCGUGCUGUGGCAAAAUCAGACCGGCCUCGAGACAUCCUGGGACACCGCCACGGACGCCACCGGCUCCGGCUCUCUGUACGGAAACUUCUGGAUAGGCACCACGGCCCUGGCGCAGAUGACUGAUGUCAACAUGACACUAGUGAUCAGAGCCAAUGACACACAGGGAAACUGGAAAGUCGGUCUGUUCGAGUUGUUCCGAAUUGAAGGAGUAACUUUGUCGUUAUCCAUGACGUACAAAGACGGCAAUAUCGGUCUUGAGAAGAGCGUGUACGACGGAGUUCGGAUGACCGGCCCCUGUCUCGGCUACUGGUGGCUCCCCGAGUGUGAGCCGGUGCAGACAACGGAUGACGCUGCAGGGACAAGCACGACCGCGCCGUUGAGUUCAGUGGAAAUGAGCAUACGCCCGACUGUUAACGAUAGCCAGCUGGCCUGUCCACCGCUGCACCCUUUCCCCGCCGACGCAGCGAGCAGCCUGAACAUGACGGUGCGCUACAGUCGAUACUGGCGCGGCCCGGGCGGCACGGUGGAGGUGGCCUGCAGCAACCCCGGCGAGAUUCUCCUGUGGAACACACAGCAGGCUAAUCUGCUCAUGUCUGGUGAAGAUGCGAGCACAGUGCCGAACAGUCAAAUAUUUACCUGUAAGCUGGCCUCUGGCACCCACGCCUGGGAACCGAGCGUGACAGAGGCGCUCGACGGCGGGCCCCGCUGCAUCGUGCCUUGCGAUGCGGGCUACGGCUCAAACCUAGAAUCUGGCGACCGGCAAGCCUGUCUGAAAUUCGUCGCCAUCCAGGAGGCGACCAGCCUGCAGAAGGCGUGGGAGGUGUGUCUGCGCGAGGGCGCCUCUCUGGCUAACCCCUUCCUCACCAACAGCACGCUACAGACCUUUCGGCAGGUGGCCGCCCAGCAGAGCGUCUUCACCAGCGUCGAUAGACGGAACGGUAUUGUGGCUGCCGGACUCGUCAACGACACUCUAAUCCCGACCUCUGCGACCGGUACAAACGACUGCCUCUUCUUCGCCGGCGGCGAGUUCGUCUCUCAGCCCUGUUUUCCGAUUGAGCCGGUCGCCACCACGGGAGUCGUCUGCCAAAAGCCAAGACGGUGCCCGCCCAACUUUGUCCUCCACGACGUCUGGGGCUGCUACGCUACCAUUGUGGUGACGAAAGACACCGCACCCAUGACGCCUGAGGAUGCCAGUCGUCAAUGUGCCACCGAGUUGGGUGCAGCGCUGCCGCCGGCCACUGGCGGCGAGGGGCUGACUAUGCCCUAUAUUAGCACCGUGAACCGACGUGCCGACAACGUCACCUGGCGCGACUCUGACGGCACUACCGUGCAGGAGAUUCAGCUGGCAACCGACGAUGACGUCACCAAACAGUGUCUGCUGGUCAGCCCGACGACGUCCGUGGGCGAGACGGCGGCCGUCGCGUGCGACGCCGCUCUGGAGAUCACCGCAAUCGGACCGUCAGUGCUCUGCGUCUAUCCCAGGCGCACGGACUGCUACUCGAAUCCCGUGCUACCGGCGGGCACCACGGCUCCUCAGAGCCUCGCUCUGAACACGACAGUCGACGCCAGCUGUACAGCCGGUCUGAUGUUCAACGUGACCAAACAGUCAGCGGCCGUGGUGACCUGUCACGGCGCCCUGGGCAACUGGCUGCCCGCAAAGCUGGGGGAGUGUGUGACUAAGUGCGGCUCUCCACCGGCCGCCCCGGCCAACUCUGUCAGGACCCCUGUCGAGGCGAGCAAUCAGACCUCGUACACGUAUACGUGCGCAGCCGGUCUGUUGACACCCGAUGGUGCACCCGAGUCGACCAUUGCCUGCCAGGACACGGGCCUGUACGAACCUCUUCUGCCGGCCAACUGCACACAGUGUGCCGGCUUCCCCUCCCUCGACGAGACGCUGGUGCUGGCCGAGACGCCGACAGGCGGCUCUCAGGGCCAGACUGUGACGGUUACCUGUUCAGCCAACAUGACCACGGCUGAGGGUCAGACCAGCCAGACGGUCACCUGCGGCCCCACCGGGUGGACACCGGCCGUCCUUAGCCCGUGUAACGUAUGUGUCAACCUGCCUUCCGUGGACAACACUUCAGUCACGGUACAGAUGCCGCCUGCCAGCACUCUGGGUAACGUCAUCAUCUACAGCUGUCCGGCCGGCAAGGCCUUCGAAACGGGCAACAGGAUCACCAGCGCCGUCUGCAUGCCCGACGGCUGGUUCUCCUGCCACACCUUCCACAACUGCUCCAUGUGCGUGGCAGAGCCCCCGGCGCCACUUGCCAACAUGAACCGAACAUGGAGCGCCUCGAACCAGACUGCCAACUACACCUGCAUCGCUCCGCUGUCCCUGGACGGAGAGAACGCCACCCAGACUCUGGGCUGUGAGCUGCAGGGAUGGGAGAGCUCGCUCCUACCCUGCGACAAGUGCCCUGAACCCAGUGCCAACGUCACUGGCUACACAGUCACCUGGGAGGGCGUGCUGCUCGACAACAGCACCCUGACCAUGACCUGCCCGGCCGGCAAGCUGCACAGCAACCUCACGGAUGUCCAGGUGUUCCCGUGUACCGCGGACGGGUGGCAAGCCGACAGCCCUCUGCCCUGUGAUCGAUGCGUCGCUCCCGUGGCCAGCCCGGAGUCGAACGCGGUGCCCGUGUCCACGGAGCCUGGGGUCCAGGAGGGCAGCACCGUGACGUUCAACUGUACGGACGGCCUGGCCACCGAGGAGGGACGGACCACCUUCACAGAGACGUGCCAGCCGGCAGGAUGGAGCGUCACAACUAAUUGCUCCCACUGCCAGGGUGACCCGCCGGCCCAAAACCUCUCAGCCUCUCGGGAUUGGUCUGGUGACCGGGCCAUUGGUGCCGUGGCCAACUACACGUGCACCAGUGGUGUCCAGGCACUGGUGACGUGCGGAGCCGCCGGCUGGGACAGCGCCGCCGACCCCUGCGACACGAUGCCCAUGCACUGCUCCGACCCGCCGGUGGACACAUACAACGGCACAGCUCCUGAGGACACCGGUAAGGGCACCGAGCCGAACCGGACAGCCACCUACCGGUGUCUGAACGGGGUGACGACGGUGCUGCGCUGUCUGGAGGACGGCACCUGGAGUACCGAUCAGACACCCUGCGCCGCCGCCGUCAGUGAGUGA